Candida albicans SC5314 is the source of this 1287-nucleotide messenger RNA. RefSeq names its product ERMES complex subunit. Gene Ontology annotation, biological process: phospholipid transport; mitochondrion organization. The transcript has a single exon. Lineage: Eukaryota; Fungi; Ascomycota; Pichiomycetes; Serinales; Debaryomycetaceae. Gene Ontology annotation, molecular function: lipid binding. The coding region runs from base 1 to 1287 and encodes 428 amino acids. The record is from RefSeq and is a predicted model, not a curated record. Gene Ontology annotation, cellular component: ERMES complex.
AUGUCAUUUGAUAUUAAUUGGAAUCAAUUAACAAUUGAUGACACGAUCAAUCAAUCGAUAAAAGAGUUUUUGGAUCAGCAAUUCAAAAAUAUCUCACUCCCAUCAUUUAUUUCCAAUCUUGCAGUGACUGAUUUUAAUUUAGGAGAAAUACCUCCUGAAGUUACGAUCCGACAUAUUGGUGAUCCAUUUGAAGAGUUUUAUGAAGAUGAAAAUAAUUUAGGAGUAAUGAAUGAGGCUAAUAAUGAUUCAAAAGAUGAACAUUUGAAGAACCACGGUGAUGGGAUCAAUAAAGAUAGUGGAUAUAAUAGUCAGAAUCUUGAUGACGAGGAUGAAGACGAUGAGGAUGACGACGAGGAUGAUGAAGACGAAGAAGAAGAAGAUGAAGAUGACUACGACGAUCACGAUUUAGGAACCAUUAAUGAAGGGAUUAGUUUGUUGAACUUUAAUGAAAACUCAACCACUCCUUCUGCUAACUCAUUUGCAGGUCUGGCUGCACCACCACUACCACCACCUCUAAACCCUUCACGAGAUUCUUUCCAUUCAAUUCUUCAUCCAUAUGGUGUUAAUAGCAUAAUAGGGGCCACAGGUGCUGGGUCGGAAACACCUACAAAUAUACUAAAUCAAAAUUAUCUAUCUUCCAGAGUAUUACCAAAAAUAUCUGUAAAACAAAAACAACCUCAUCAUGAUGAUAAUGACAUUCAACUUAUUGUGGAAAUAAAUUAUAAAGGUGACAUGCAUAUCAACUUGUUGGUGAAUUUAUUAGUAAAUUAUCCAUCACCCAAUUUCAUAUCAUUGCCGAUAAAGUUACAUAUUACUGACAUAGUGAUUCAUUCAAUUGCCACUAUUGCCUAUUUAAAGAAAUCAGUGUUUUUGUCUUUCCUAUGUGAUGUUGAUGAUACAUUCCCUGAUUUUGAUAGUAAUGUACAAACUCCUACAUCUACUACUGGUGGAAAUUUUGUUGAUUAUUACUCCAAUGACGCAACUAUCAAUAAAGAAAGAAUUGAUAUUGUUAAAAAGAUUAAAAUUGAAAGUGAAAUUGGUGAAGUUGAGAAUAAUAUACUAAGAAAUGUGGGGAAAGUUGAGAAAUUUUUAGUUGAACAAUUGAGGAAUAUUUUACGUGAUGAGAUUGCUUGGCCAAGUUGGAUCUGUAUUGACAUGAAUGAUGAUGAUGAUGAGGAGGAGGAGGAGGAAGAACUGGAAGACAAUGAUGGUGGUAACAGUGAUUUAAAUGAUAAUGAUGGUAAACAUGGAGAUGGAAGGACUGAUGAGACAGAAGCUGGAGAAUAA